Molecule: messenger RNA, 1305 nt
Organism: Uncinocarpus reesii 1704
Lineage: Eukaryota; Fungi; Ascomycota; Eurotiomycetes; Onygenales; Onygenaceae
Product: glutamate-5-semialdehyde dehydrogenase
Exons: 3
Coding region: 1-1305 (434 amino acids)
Molecular function (GO): NADP binding; glutamate-5-semialdehyde dehydrogenase (NADP+) activity
Source: RefSeq, a predicted model, not a curated record
AUGUCUUUGACAGCAUGCAGUCCCUCAGAAAUUGCCCAAGCUGCCUCAGCCGUGUCAAGGCAGUUGGCAGCACUCCCAGUCGCGUCUCGCAAUGAUGCGUUGACGGCAAUCCACUCCGCGCUCCGUCAGCAUAAAGAUGUUGUUUUAGAGGCCAACGCGCGGGAUGUUGAGACGGCUGCAGAAGCUGUCAACAAUGGCCAAUUGAGCCAAAGCAUUCUCAAGCGCCUUGAUCUCAGCCGCCCCGGGAAAUACGAUGAAAUGCUACAGGGAAUCCUUGACGUUCGCGGCCUGACAGACCCACUGGGCAAGAUCUCGUUGCGAACUUUACUCGAUGAAGGAUUGGUUCUUGAAAGAGUCAGCUGUCCCAUUGGAGUUUUAUUGAUCAUUUUCGAAGCUCGUCCGGAGGUUAUUGCCAAUAUCUCCGCGCUCUCGAUAAAGUCGGGAAAUGCGGCAAUCCUCAAAGAUUUUCCCAACGCAGCGAUUCAGCUUGUCGAAUCCAGAGACGUCAUCCUUCCGCUUCUAGCUCAAGACAAAUAUAUUGACCUGGUGGUCCCCAGAGGAUCCAAUGAACUGGUGAGGUUUAUAAAAGCCAACACCAAAAUUCCAGUUCUCGGGCAUGCUGAUGGGCUCUGCUCAAUAUAUCUUCACUCUGAUGCAGACGGAGAGAUGGCGAAGAAAGUCAUACUUGAUGCAAAAAUAAACUACCCUGCAGCAUGCAAUGCGGUAGAGACACUCCUAGUUGAUCAAAGUGUAUUGUCCACGCUACUUCCCCCGAUCGCGGAAGCACUUCUCGAGCACGGCGUUUCGUUGCGCUGCGAUUCCGAAUCCAAAGCUGCCCUGAUGGCAGCGUUAUCACCCAAUCAAGCCACGCUAUUACAGGAUGCCACAGAAUCGGAUUAUGAUACAGAAUUUCUUGACUUGAUCUUAGCUGUUAAAACGAUAUCCGCUACGCCAUCCUCGUCCAGCCUUGAUAUAGCGAUGUCUCAUAUUAAUGCGCACUCUUCGAAGCACACCGACGUUAUCCUGACUUCUUCCAGAGAAGCAGCAGAAAGAUUUUUGGUUGGUGUUGAUAGCGCGGGGGUAUACUGGAACACCAGUUCUAGGCUUGCCGACGGGAUGAGAUACGGGUUUGGCACGGAGGUCGGUAUUAGCACGAACAAAAUACAUUCACGGGGACCAGUGGGUUUGGAAGGGUUAACAAUAUACAAGUAUUUGAUUAGGGGUAGUGGCCAAACUGCAGGAGAGUUCCAAGGUGCGGACGGGAAGCAAUUCAAGCACGAAGAGCUUCCGAUUAGCGAUAAGUAA